Coffea eugenioides is the source of this 1162-nucleotide messenger RNA. Its product is annotated as tabersonine 16-O-methyltransferase-like. Gene Ontology annotation, biological process: methylation. The coding region runs from base 1 to 1047 and encodes 348 amino acids. Gene Ontology annotation, molecular function: O-methyltransferase activity; S-adenosylmethionine-dependent methyltransferase activity; protein dimerization activity. The transcript has 2 exons. Lineage: Eukaryota; Viridiplantae; Streptophyta; Magnoliopsida; Gentianales; Rubiaceae. The record is from RefSeq and is a predicted model, not a curated record.
AUGGAAAGAGUGGAGGAUCUUACUGAGCUUCUUGCAGCUCAACAUCAUGUAGGCAACCAAAUGCUCAACUUCAGAAAGUCUGCAUCUCUGAAAUGUGCAAUUGAACUGGGAAUCCCAGAUGCCAUCAAUCAACAUGGGAAGCCUAUCACACUCUGUGAGCUGGUUUCUGCCCUUCCAAUUAACCCUUCGAAGGCUAACCACAUCUAUCGCUUGAUGCGAUUCUUAUCAAAUGCCGGCUUCUUUAUUCUACAAGAUCAAGGCUAUGCGCUCACAGCUGCAGGCCGUCUUCUUUUAAAAGAGGAGCCUUUCAAUUUAAGGGCAUUUAUCUUUUAUAUGAGCGACCCUGCUGUAGUGAAGCCCUGGAAUUCCUUGACUGAGUGGUUCAGCAACGAUGAUCCCUUUCCAUUUGAUACGGCGCAUGGGAAAAACUUCUGGGCUUAUGCUGCUGAAGAGCCUAAUUUUGCAAACCUCUUCAAUGAAGCCAUGGCCAAUGAUUCUACUUUAAUCGUUCAGGUGAUGAUGACCCAAUGCAAGUUUGUGUUUGACGGCUUGACAUCUUUAGCGGAUGUUGGGGGUGGCACAGGGGCAGUUGCUAGGGCCAUUGCCCAAAAUUUCCCCAACUUGAAGUGUGUUGUCUGUGAUCUCCCACACGUGAUUGCCGACCAAGAGGGAACUGAGAACUUGGACUUCGUUGCAGGAGAUAUGCUAGAGAAGGUACCUGCUGCUGAUGCAAUCUUGCUCAAGUGGAUUCUCCAUGACUGGAGCGAUGAAGAUUGUGUGAAGAUUCUCAAGAACUGCAAAGAGGCUAUUCCAGGGAGAGACAAAGGGGGAAAAGUCAUUAUUAUCGACAUGAUUAUGGAAAGCCAGAUGAAAGAUGACGAGUCAGUUGAAACACAAGUUGGUGUGAACAUGCAGAUGUUGAUGGGUUACGGUGCUAAAGAAAGAAGUGAGAAAGAAUGGGCAAAGCUUUUCCAAGAUGCUGGUUUCAGUGACUACAAAGUACUUCCAUUGUUGGGUGUGUGCCGUCUCAUUGAGGUCUAUCCUUAGACUAAAAGUUCAGAAUUUGUACUGCUACAAUAAUUGAGGUUUCAGUUUUACCCUCAAUCUUUGUCUCCCACGGUUGGAAUAUCCUUUGCUCUGCCAGUAAUCGCCACUUUGGCAA